Messenger RNA from Chionomys nivalis (European snow vole), 1109 nucleotides. RefSeq names its product renin receptor-like. Gene Ontology annotation, molecular function: signaling receptor activity. The transcript has a single exon. The coding region runs from base 23 to 1078 and encodes 351 amino acids. Gene Ontology annotation, biological process: positive regulation of Wnt signaling pathway. Gene Ontology annotation, cellular component: membrane; external side of plasma membrane. NCBI's taxonomy places the organism in Eukaryota, Metazoa, Chordata, Mammalia, Rodentia, Cricetidae. The record is from RefSeq and is a predicted model, not a curated record.
UCCGCUACUGCCGGGUGGCAUCAUGGCUGUGUUCAUCGUUGCUCUCCUGUGCUUGCAGGUGAUGGGUGCUUUAGGGAAUGAAUUUAGCAUAUUAAGGUCGCCAGGGUCUGUUGUAUUCCGAAAAGGAAAUUGGCCCAUACCAGGAGAUCGAAUCCCAGACGUGGCUGCAUUGUCCAUGGGCUUCUCUGUGAAAGAAGACCUAUCUUGGCCAGGGCUUGCAGUGGGUAAUCUCUUCCACCGGCCACGGGCUACCAUUAUGGUGAUGGUGAAGGGAGUGGACAAACUGGCUCUCCGCGCGGGCAGUGUCCUCUCCUACCCUUUGGAGAAUGCAGUUCCUUUCAGUCUCGACAGUGUUGCGAGUUCCAUCCACUCCUUAUUUUCUGAAGAAACUCCUGUGGUUUUGCAGUGGGCUCCCAGUGAGGGAAGAGUAGAUAUGGUGGGAAAAGCAAACUCUGUUUUUGAAGACCUUUCAGUCACAUUACGGCAACUAUGUAAUCGUCUGUUUCAAGAAAACUCCGUCCUCAGCUCUCUUCCCCCCAAUUCUCUGAGUAGGAAUAAUGAAGCUGACCUGCUCUUCCUUUCUGAACUGCAAAUGCUACAUGAUAUUUCGAGCUUGUUGGCUCGUCAUAAGCAUCUAGCCAAAGAUCAUUCUCCCGACUUGUAUUCAUUGGAGCUGGCGGGAUUGGAUGAACUUGGGAAGCGCUAUGGGGAAGACUCUGAACAAUUCAGGGAUGCCUCUAGGAUCCUUGUGGAUGCUCUCCAAAAGUUUGCAGAUGACAUGUACAGUCUCUAUGGUGGGAACGCAGUGGUAGAGUUAGUGACUGUCAAAUCAUUUGAUACAUCCCUUGUGAGGAAGUCAAGGACCAUCCUUGAGGCAAAACAAGAGACCGCCCCAAAUCCCUAUAACCUUGCAUAUAAGUAUAAUUUGGAGUAUUCAGUGGUUUUCAACUUAGUACUGUGGAUUAUGAUUGGCUUGGCCUUGGCUGUGAUCAUCACCUCUUACAACAUUUGGAAUAUGGAUCCUGGAUAUGAUAGCGUCAUUUACAGGAUGACAAACCAGAAGAUUCGGAUGGAUUGAGUUUUCCUUAUACUACACUUAGAUAACAGGU